This is a messenger RNA of Chenopodium quinoa (quinoa), 1275 nucleotides long. Its product is annotated as vacuolar-processing enzyme-like. The transcript has 8 exons. The coding region runs from base 300 to 1118 and encodes 272 amino acids. The record is from RefSeq and is a predicted model, not a curated record. Lineage: Eukaryota; Viridiplantae; Streptophyta; Magnoliopsida; Caryophyllales; Amaranthaceae. Gene Ontology annotation, biological process: vacuolar protein processing. Gene Ontology annotation, molecular function: cysteine-type endopeptidase activity.
UUUUAAAAAAAAAAAACCCGGUUAUAAUUUAACCUUCUUUCUUUCUCUUGAAACCCCUCGAUCUUUCCUCCUCUCUCAUUCUCUCUCCUCCAUUGAAGCGUACUCAUCUGCCUCUCUCUCCUUUCCUUUCUUCUCUCUUUUGAUCGCCUUAUUACGACCUAUACACCCUUCCCCGGUUUCAUUGUGGAGCUCUUCAGUUGUGCUCCAUCAAUCAAGGGUUUUGUUUGGCGGUGGUGGCUGUGGUGGCCUUAUUGCGACCUAAAAUCGUUGGCUUCAUCUUCUUUUGUCGAAUACUCUUCAUGGUGGCGCAAUUGCGUCUUUGGUGGAUUUGGUGGGUUCGGCUAUUGCGCAAUUGCGAAUACUCUUCCUUUUUUCUGGGUACCAUUGGAUUAGACGCAAAGGACGGCCUGCAGCGAGAGAGAUUGCAGAGCUAUCUUGUUUUAGGUACCAUUGGAGUAGUCGGGACUAUUAUCAGAGCUAUGCAGGUUAUAUAUGUGAAUAGGUUCUCACCUUCAUCAAGGAAACAUGCUGUUAAUGAGAUAAAGGCUGACGUUUGUCAUGCUUACCAAAUUUUGAAGAAAGGUGGUUUAAAAGAUGAAAAUAUUAUUGUUUUCAUGUAUGAUGACAUCGCUUAUCAUGAGGAGAAUCCGAGACCCGGGGUCAUCAUCAAUAAUCCCCAUGGAAGUGAUGUCUACGCUGGAGUCCCAAAGGAUUAUACUGGGGAACAUGUGACUGUCAACAAUUUUUUGGCAGCGUUACUUGGUAACAAAGAAGCUAUUACUGGUGGCAGUGGAAAGGUGGUGGAUAGUGGCCUUAAUGAUCAUAUUUUUAUCUAUUAUUCGGACCAUGGUGGUGCUGGUGUGCUCGGUAUGCCUACAACUCCAUUUCUCUAUGCUGAUGAGUUGAUAUAUACAUUGAAGAAAAAGCAUGCUUCUGGAACCUAUAAGAGCUUGGUGAGAAACCAAAAAGCAUGCAUGCAUCUUGUAUGGAAGGGAGUGUGUGUGUGUGUAGCAGCUUUGACAGGUAAAACAACAGCAAUAGCCAGCACCAGGCAGACACAGCACCACCAGACAACAGCUAACAGCCAGCCAGAAACAGAAAGCAGUAGCCAGCAAUAGCUAAACACACCAUGCAAACAGAAACCAGCAACUAGACACAAAGCAAGCAACACAGCCAACAGAAAACAGCAGCUUACUAAAGGAAAGUUGACCUGGCUGUUAAAUCGAGGACUCUGCUUCUCCAGACCUUGAUUCUGUUUUUUUUUUUCUUCAGUUU